Chanos chanos (milkfish) is the source of this 1824-nucleotide messenger RNA. RefSeq lists its product as uncharacterized. Bases 131 to 1594 code for a protein of 487 amino acids. NCBI's taxonomy places the organism in Eukaryota, Metazoa, Chordata, Actinopteri, Gonorynchiformes, Chanidae. The record is from RefSeq and is a predicted model, not a curated record. The transcript has 2 exons.
CACAACAGUUUGUACCAGGCAUGUAGUGUAUAAAAGCUUUGACUUACAUCUGAAAUCAUCUCCAUUCUUUUCCAAUGAAGGUGUGGUCAUUUCUCAGAAAAGGUGACUUCGUUAAAGAGAUAGAUGUACUAUGAGAUUGGAAAUGAAAUUCCUUCAUUGUUUCUUACUAUGUCUUAUCCACACCUCUGCUACAAGCUUUACCUUAAAUGGUAUUAAUGACUUAGAAAAUAUCAAAUUUGGAAAGAGAUUGCCACGACAUGGUCUCAUGCUACUGCACUGGUUUGCAAACAAUGCUUACUAUGAUCAGCAAGUUGGAUUUCAACUUAAUUUCAAUCCUCUCCAAGAAGACUAUGGAUUUCAAAUUUAUAACAACUAUGAAAGAGUCCUUCCAGUCUUGCGUGAUACUUCAGAAUUCAGAUAUUACAUUGGAGGUAACCUAAAUCUGUUACGUGCCAGAACCCAGUUCCCCAGUUAUGUCACUCAGAGUUUUAAGAAAGACAGUCACACUGCUAAUAUCGACAGGAUUAUAAUUAAAGUGUCAGAUGACAGUCCAACCAUAGCAGAAGAAGUCUAUAUCACGCAGUAUCAUGAGAGAAAAAAUUAUGGGACAACUUAUGACCCAAACAGCACAUUCCGGAUUGGUAACACACUCUUAACACAGAUUCGAAUACUCAAUGAGCCGCUCGAAAUGUCUGACUCUGGCGAGCUCCUCUCCAACAUGAGUAGCCAUUCUCGGAAAUCUCCCGAUGAUCCUAGGCUAAAUCUUACAACAGAGGAAUUCAAGAAACUGAAAGAAAGGCAUGAAAUAGCUCUGACUAUAUUUGCUAAUGAAGGUCUGUUAUGGUUUCUGGCUUUAGCAGACUAUGACUUGCAAUACACGUAUAUGCUCUUUAUGCAAUCAUGGAAGUGUAGCCACUGUUUUAGAAGGACACAGGAAGAUGCUGUUACGCGAUGUGAUAUGAACAAUAAAGUGCAGCUUGAGGUAAAAACCACAGAUAACGGAUAUGCAAAAAUGACAUGGAGUAAUAUACCCAAGAAUAUUAUUGAUAUGGAUGGAUACCUCUAUCUUUUGAAGCCUGAAGAAGUCAUAUACUGGUACAAACUCAGUGAGGAAACAUCUGGAAGCAAGGACACAGAUAUAGCUCUUAAUCCUGGUCUUCGAGUUGCUCUGAUGCUUCCAAGAAGUGCACCCUCUUAUUCAACUCGGGAUGUGGUAUGGCUUGGUCCUGAAUUUGAUGAGGCCAAUGGGAGGAUCCCUACUCCAGUACUGGGUCAGGAUGCAAGCCUACAACUCUAUACCAAAGAUGGGUAUGCCUGUGUUCGCCUAUACAUCAAAAAGUCUUUUGACAAGUGGAAAGAUGAAUUUUCUCAGUCAUGGGUGGGACUGUACUCUAGUGACUAUAAAAGGGCUGAUGAAUAUGAAUACUAUAAAUAUGUUGUGAAGUUUAAGAAAAGUUCAGAUUCAAAUGUCAACAGUAAGUAUAACACCUACAAGUAUGAGACAGGAAUGACCAUGAAACCUGGAGUUCAAGCUCGAUUUUUCAUGGACAGUGGACACAAUGAUCUCAAAGCUUACACUGAACCCUGGAACUGAGACAGAUUUUUAGUCAUCAGCAAAUAUGAUGAGGUACAGUUGUAAAAAAAAUCACUUUAAGAAAUAACUUUAAAGGUCAGUCUGAAGAUUAAUUCCUGUACAAAUGAAAUGUGUGUGUGUUUGUCACUUUCUUUCUUUCUUUCUUUCUUUCUUUCUUUCUUUCUUUCUUUCUUUAACAUAUUGUUAAUUGGAAGCUGUAAUAAAGGAAUAAACUUCUAAAAACUUACAAA